UCGGCUGCUGCUGCAGAAGAAGGAGAAGGAGAAGAAGGACCGCGUCUGGCGUCUCCUUCUCUUUGCCGCUCUUCUUAUUACUAUUGCCGCCGCCGUCCAGGGCGGGGAAGGGAUUGAUGUGGAGGCCCAGAGCGGCCCCGCCGCCGCCAUGCAGCCCCCGCCGAGGAAGGUGAAAAUUACUCAAGAGCUGAAACUCCUUCAGACUGAACAGAUGACAAAACUUCAAGCUAAACAUCAAGCAGAAUGCGACUUACUUGAAGAUAUGAGGACAUUCAGUCAGAAGAAAGCUGCAAUUGAGAGAGAGUAUGCACAGGGCAUCCAGAAAUUGGCUAGCCAGUACUUAAAGAAAGAGUGGCCUGGGAUAAAAGUUGAAGAGCGAAAUGAUUUCAGGAGCAUGUAUCCAGUGUGGAAAUCGUUUCUUGAAGGCACAGUGCAGGUGGCUCAGUCCAGGCUCAAUAUCUGUGAAAACUACAAGAACUUAAUUUCGGAACCUGCCAGAGCAGUGAAAUGUUUUAAAGAGCAGCAGCUGAAAAAGUGUGUGGAGCAGCUGACCAGGAUCCAGGCCGAACUGCAAGAGACAGUAAAAGAUUUGGCAAAGGGGAAGAAGAAAUACUUUGAAAUGGAGCAGAUGGCUCACGCCGUCCGUGAAAAGGCCGAUAUUGAGGCCAAGUCUAAACUUAGUCUUUUUCAGUCAAGGAUAAGCUUACAGAAGGCAAGUGUAAAGUUAAAAGCACGGCGCUCUGAGUGUAAUUCCAAAGCUACUCAUGCGAGGAACGACUACCUUCUCACUUUAGCAGCCGCGAAUGCGCACCAAGAUCGCUAUUAUCAGACGGACUUAGUAAACAUUAUGAAGGCUCUCGAUGGGAAUGUAUACGAUCACCUUAAAGAUUAUAUAAUGGCAUUCAGCAGGACUGAAUUCGAAAUAUGCCAAGCUGUACAAAGCACAUUCCAGUUUCUUUUGGAAACUUCCAGUCGGGUAGUGCGAGAUUACAAUUUCCAGCUGUUCUUACAAGAGAACACGGUAUUUCACAAACCACAGUCCUUCCAAUUCCAACCGUGCGACAGCGACACUAGUUUUAGUGCCGUUCAGCUGGUGGAUAUUGAGCCUUCACCUGUCAGUGCUCUGAGAAUGACCUUAGUGGAGAGCCGGCAGUUGGAAUCUGAGACUGGAACAACAGAAGAGCACAGUCUGAACAAGGAAGCCCGGAAAUGGGCCACGCGUGUGGCACGGGAACACAAAAACAUCAUUCACAGCCAACGGGCUCUUGAGGAAUUGGAAUGCCAUGGGCCGGCGGCGUCUGAACAGCUCCGAGCAGAACUGGAACAGAAAAUAGACGAAACCAGAGAAAACAUCCGCAAAGCUGAGAUAAUAAAGCUGAAAGCCGAAGCUCGACUUGACCUCCUGAAGCAGAUUGGGGUUUCGGUGGAUACGUGGCUGAAAAGUGCAAUGAACCAAGUCAUGGAGGAACUAGAGAAUGAGCGGUGGGCGAGCCUUCCUACGGUGGCCAACAAUGGCUCUUCGCACUUGCUAACUGUUGAUAUAGAGAGGGAGGAAGGAGAGGACCUAGAAGAUGGCAUGGAUGGUUUUGACGACAGCAGUUCCAGUCCUUCUGGGACACUCAGAAAUUAUCCGUUGACCUGCAAAGUUGUAUAUUCAUACAAGGCUUCGCAGCCAGAUGAGUUAACCAUUGAGGAACAUGAGGUUCUGGAAGUGAUUGAAGAUGGAGAUAUGGAAGAUUGGGUAAAGGCACGAAACAAGGCAGGCCACGUGGGCUACGUGCCAGAGAAGUAUCUGCAGUUCCCGACUUCCAACAGUCUCUUGAGCAUGUUGCAGUCGCUGGCGGCGCUGGACAGCCGGUCUCAUACUUCUAGCAAUUCAACGGAAGCCGAGCUCGUCUCGGGAAGCCUCAACGGAGACUCCAGUGUAUGUUUUGUCAAAGCACUUUAUGAUUACGAGGGGCAGACCGACGACGAGCUUUCCUUCCCAGAGGGAGCAAUAAUCCGCAUCUUGAAUAAGGAGAACCAGGAUGACGACGGUUUCUGGGAAGGGGAAUUCAACGGGCACAUCGGGGUCUUCCCAUCUGUGCUGGUAGAAGAGCUCACGGCCUCGGAAAACGGAGAGUCUCGGUGCAUUGCAAAUGUUCAGGUAUCUCCAUCUCCCAAGCCCCAGAAUUCCCUGGCUCCCCUGCCGCUGUAUGACCAGCCGCCCACCAGCCCUUUCCAUAGUCCUGACAAGAGAGGCUCCCAGUACUUCCCAAGAUCUCCAUCAACACAUGAAAACAGCUUCACUUCAAACUCUCCCGGAUUCUCCCAGCCACCGCGACCUCUUCCUGAAAGCACCUCGUAUGGCAAAUUGAGACCUGUCCGGGCCGCCCCUCCUCCUCCAACCCAGCCGCACCGCAGACCCACAGAGAAGAUCGAGGACGUGGAAAUCACUUUGGUGUGACCCAACGGGACGCUGUGCCUCGUAGUGCUACAAUCAAGACCGGAUAUUGUCCAUGUUUGGUCCUCCUCUUCUUAGGCACCUUUUGGAUGAUGGAAGUGACUUGCGAAAGAUCGAUCCGGGGGAAGCGGGAGGAUUUCCCAGAGACAUGGGGACGCACAGUGGCAGACUCUUCUUCCCAUCCUCAUGACUCUUUUGUGCCUUUUUUUAAUUUGUCGCUGUCCUUUGGUUUCACUUUAUAUCUCUGCCGCCCUUCCUCCUUUGAGCACAAAAGCCGAAACAGAGGAAUAUAAAUGCCUUUGCAGCUGAAUGUGGGGGAGGCUCUGGAGAGUCCCCUCUUCCGUGGGCCACUUAAAGGGCCAGUCCGCAAAGAGGCCACGGCUACGUCCUCGAAGUGUCUCCCAACAAAUGGCACGAAGCGUGUCCUUGCCGCUUUUUGGUGGCGCUGAACUUGGCGGCAAUAAAAGGCAAGCCGUCACGUUUUUGUACGGGGAGAGCCAGCGUGUAGACCGGCCUGAAGUCAUAGCAUACGUAUACCAUGUGCAUUAGUACAGUAUAUUACUGUUUGCCAUAGGAAUGUGUUUCAAGUUUUUUCUUUCUUUCCUUUUCCCAUUCAAGUAGCGUUACUUAAUCUGAUUAGGUUCGUAAUCAGAAUGUAUGGAAUAGAGAAGGGAACACCCAAGUGUAAAUGUCCGGAGAGGCUGGCUCCUCUCCGUCCCUCUCUCUUUCCGCCUUCCUCCGUCUGCCCUCAACGGGCGGGAAAUGGUUCCACGAUGGAGGGAAAAGCUCCGCGGCUCGUACGGGGCCGAUUCCUUCGACGUGCACCUUUUCCUUCCAAAAGUACCAGGAAAACCCGAACGCGGACGUUCCUUUUGUAUUGAUAUUUAUGCGGUGCGUUUAGUAAUAAAGUUAUCUACUACAGAA
Molecule: messenger RNA, 3367 nt
Organism: Anolis sagrei ordinatus
Lineage: Eukaryota; Metazoa; Chordata; Lepidosauria; Squamata; Anolidae
Gene: FCHSD2
Product: FCH and double SH3 domains 2
Biological process (GO): neuromuscular synaptic transmission; regulation of actin filament polymerization
Cellular component (GO): recycling endosome; neuromuscular junction
Molecular function (GO): protein binding
Source: RefSeq, a predicted model, not a curated record